Messenger RNA from Anoplophora glabripennis (Asian longhorned beetle), 533 nucleotides. RefSeq names its product probable insulin-like peptide 7 (gene Ilp7). The transcript has 3 exons. NCBI's taxonomy places the organism in Eukaryota, Metazoa, Arthropoda, Insecta, Coleoptera, Cerambycidae. The record is from RefSeq and is a predicted model, not a curated record. The coding region runs from base 102 to 533 and encodes 143 amino acids.
AUUGAAACAUUAUUUUACACCCCAUUUUUAUGUUACCCUUAAACAAGUCAGUGUACAACAAUAAUUUAGUGACACAUUAUUGAAAUUCAGAUCUUCCGUAGAUGUGGCUUCCAGUUUCAACAAUAGCGGCUAUUUGCGUGCUCUUCGAUGCCUGUGAGACAUCAAAUUCAAACAACGACUUGGAAAUCGCGUUUAGAGAAAGGACUGAUUCUGAUUGGAAAAAUGCAUGGCAUAAAGAAAAAUAUUCUAGAUGUCGUGAAACAUUAAUAAGACACUUAUACUGGGCUUGUGAAAAGGAUAUAUAUCGACUGACUCGAAGAAGUGACCCCAGCUAUAAAUAUUACAAUGACAAUGAAUUGGAUUAUCCAUGGCUUGUUCCAAACAAGGCAAAACGACUGCUUCGCUUCAGGAGAAAUAUUAAUCGCAGAUCAGGAUCAUCUAUCACAAACGAAUGUUGUAAAUCAUCAGGAUGUACAUGGGAAGAAUAUGCCGAGUACUGUCCUACUAAUAAACGAUAUACCUCCUAUAUAUAA